Aquila chrysaetos chrysaetos is the source of this 3300-nucleotide messenger RNA. It is a transcript of the gene SLC35E4, whose product is annotated as solute carrier family 35 member E4. The record is from RefSeq and is a predicted model, not a curated record. Gene Ontology annotation, cellular component: Golgi apparatus. Gene Ontology annotation, molecular function: antiporter activity. NCBI's taxonomy places the organism in Eukaryota, Metazoa, Chordata, Aves, Accipitriformes, Accipitridae. The transcript has 3 exons. The coding region runs from base 678 to 1715 and encodes 345 amino acids.
GCCGGGGGUUGCGGUGUCCGGGGCUGGGGGUGCCGCUGCCGUUUGGGGUCAGGGUUGCCGAUCCCCGGGUGGGCGACGGUCCCGGGUGGGCGUUGGGGAGCGAUGGCGCCUGCACCGCCGCCCCGGCGUGAGUCAGCCGGGGGCUCUGACGCAGUCCCGCCGCCGCCGCCGUCACCAUGGAGGCCGCCGAGCGCUCCCGCUCCGGCUACCGCCGGCCGAAACCGUUCCGGCGGGGAUGCGCGGGCCGCCGGUUCCCGGCAGGCCCCGCCGCACCGAGCGGCAUCCCCGGGCGGGCACCCCUACGUUACCCCCCCCGCCCCGGUACACCCACGCACCCCCGUGCCCCCCGCACGGGCGGCCGUGACGCGGCGGCGGCGGCCCCGCGGGGAGGAGCCUCCCUCCCUCCGCUCCCCGCCAUCACCAAACUUUCCGCUCGCUUGCCGGCCGCCGGCGUCGCCUCCUCGGCACAUGGCACCGGCACCCCGGGGCUGAGCCCCGCCAGCGCCCCGCCGGGUGGGUGACGCCGACGCCAGCGGGAACCGGGGAUCCGUUACCCGUCGCCGCCGCCGUUACCCGUCGCCGGCUCCCCCCCGCCGGGGCCGGCGGCUUUCGGCGCGGUCUUCGGGAGGACGGGGCAGAGCGGCGGGCGGCAGCGGGGGGAAGCGGAGCCGGCGCCCAUGUGCCGGAGGUCCCGGCGGGGCGAUGAAGCGGCGAUGACGGCCGGCGAGGGGACCCUCCGGCCCUGGAAACCGGACCCCGGGCGGGCGGAGGGGGGUCGGCCGCCCCCCGGGCCGUCGCUGCCCCUGACCCUCACCGUCCUGGCUUGGCUGGGCACCGGCACCACCAUGGCCGGCCUCAACAAAUGGAUCUUCGCCACCCACGGUUUCCGCUACCCGCUGCUGCUGUCGUCCCUCCACAUGCUGUCGGGGGUGGCCGUGGGGUACCCGCUGGGCUGGGCGCGGGGACCGCCGCCGGCCCCCCGGCCCCGCGCCAGGAUCUACCUGCUCAGCCUCACCUUCUGCACCAGCGUGGCGUUGGGCAACCUGGGCUUGAGCUACGUGCAGCUGGACGUGGCGCAGGCGGUGGCCACCACCACCCCGCUGGUCACCCUCCUGCUGUCGGGGCUGCUGGGGGGCCGGCGGCACCACCCGCUGCAGUACGCCGCCAUGGGACCCGUCUGCGCCGGGGCCGCCUGCAGCAUCGCCGGCGGGCUCCGCAUCUACCAGCCCGGCUGCGGCUUCCUCCUGGCCGCCGCCGUCCUCCGCGCCCUCAAGUCCGUACAGCAGAGUCUGCUGCUGCAGGAGGACCGCCUGGACGCCCUGUCCCUGCUCUGCCUGACCUCGCUGCCCAGUUUCUGCCUGCUCUUCGGGGCGGCCGUGGCACUGGAAGUGGGUCCCUCCUGGGAGGGCGUCCUGCGUUACGACGGCACCCUCUGGGCCUGCGUCCUGCUCAGCUGCCUGGGCUCCGUCCUUUACAACCUGGCCACUUUCUGCGUCCUCUCCCUCACCUCCGCCCUCACCGUCCACGUCCUGGGCAACGUCACCGCGGUGGGCAACCUGCUCCUCUCCCGCCUCCUCUUUGGCAGCCACCUGAGCGGGCUCAGCUACCUGGGCAUCGGGCUGAUGCUGGCCGGGAUGUUCAUGUACCACCAACCGGACCUCAUCGCAGCACGGUGGGCGGCGUGGCCCGGACGGGGCACCCCCAGGAGGGAGUAGGGUCCCCGCCGGGGACCGGGGAAGCCGGGGAUGCUGCAAGCGCGUGGGCGAGCGGGGCUCUGCGGGCGCACGGGAGGGCUGGCACACACGGCUCCGCGCGUGCACGGGUAUGCCGGUGCACGGUCCUGAGCACACGGGCGUGCCGGCGUGCACGGCUUGGUGCGGACGCGUGUUUUCCGGCGUGUGCGGCUCUGCGUGCUGGCGUGCGUGGCCCCGCGCACGUGGACGUGCCGGUUCGCGCAAGCUCUUUGCGCGCGCGCGCGCGUUGCGUGCACGGCUCUGCGCACGUGUGCGCUGCUGCGCGUGCGUGUGUCGGUGUGCGCGGCCCUGCGUGCGCGCGUCUACCGCCGCGCACGGCACCGUGCGCCCGUGCGUGCUGGCGCGCGCGUGUGCCUUGGUGUGCGCAGCUCUGCACGCGUGCGUGUUGACGUGCACGGGCUCUGCGUUUGCACGUGGGUCUGUGUGCGCGUGGACGUGUCUGGGUGUGCACAGGCUCUGCAGGCGUGAGCGGGUCUGCGUGGGGCUAUGUGUGCAUGGGGGCACGCGCGUGUUGGUGGGUGAAGGCUCUGCGUGUGCAAGUCGGUCUCUUGCACGUGGGCACGUGUGCGUUGGUAUAGACUCUGUAUGUAUGAACGUGUCUGGGUGCACGGCUCUACCUGUGUGUGGGCAUGCGUGUGCUGGCGUGCACAGGUUCUGUGUGCGCAUGUGCAAGCGUGUUGCUCUGUGUGCAGAGCCUUACGUGCAGGUGUGCACGUGUAUUGGUGCGCAGAGGCUCUGUGCAUGCAUCCCCGCACGCAGCUCUGUGCACGGGAGCACGCGUGUGUCGGUGCGCGCAGGCUCUGCGUGUGCAAGCAGAUCUCGUGCGUGUGGGCAGGGGCGUGCUGCUGCGCACAGGUACUGCGCGCACAAGUGUGUGCAGAGCCUUACGCGCGGGUGUGCGCAGGUGUGUUGGUGUGCACGGCCUCUGCGCGCACAUCGGCACAGAUCGUGCGUGUGCAAAUGCACCGCCGCGUGCGCACAGCUCUGCGUGCGUGGGGGGGUGUGUGUGCGUGUGUAUACAUGCGUGUGCGUGUGUGUGCACUUCUGUGUGUGUGUGCACGCGUGUGUGCGUCACUACUGAGCUCUGCUGGCUGGAGUAAACCCGGGGCUGCGUGUACGCACGGUUCUUGUGGCUGAACGGGACGCCCAGGGUCGGGCCGGGUGAGUGUCCCCUCUCCUGUCCCCAACCCCACCGUGUCGUGCCGAUCCCACGGGGCUGCCGGCGGUGCUGCCGGCAUUGUCGUCGUCCCCACCGUGUCCUCCCGGCCACCACCGCUCCGGCUCCGGCCCCAUCCCUCCCAGUUUGCAGUGGCCAUAGCAGGGCACGGCGCACUCUCUCCUCGGCAAAGGGACAUCCCAGCGUGCGUAUGCCCUGGCACCGACGCCGGCGCACACGAGCGUGCGCGCUCCGACGGGCGCACCAGCACCACCGCGUGCGGCAUCCGUGGUGGCUGCUGCCACGCUCACCGUCUCUGCGCCGGGGGCCAAAGGACUCAGCUCUGAUUGCACUUGUCCUGAAAUAAAGCUCUAUUUUUGUCGUACUCCA